Molecule: messenger RNA, 2899 nt
Organism: Alosa alosa (allis shad)
Lineage: Eukaryota; Metazoa; Chordata; Actinopteri; Clupeiformes; Clupeidae
Product: CUB and sushi domain-containing protein 1
Exons: 5
Coding region: 726-1544 (272 amino acids)
Source: RefSeq, a predicted model, not a curated record
UGGCUGGACAAACAACAGUGAGGGAGUGUAAGAGCAAGCGAGAGCGCUUUAAUACUGACACUAAUCCAAUCGAUGUACCACUAGGUCAACAGAGUGGCACUCAGGUCUUCUCCCCAGGCCUUGUAUAUGUCUUUAGUCUUAGGAAAUAUUAUAUCAUUUAGCAUUGAAGACUAUUUUUCAGAAUAGCUUGAAUUGCAUAGGAGCUUGAAAUGCAGGAGGAGCAUUCAUAAAACAUUUUCCUAAUAAUUUGAAUGUUAUUGUUGUUGCCUUUACAUUCCUUUCUAUUGUUCUGCUCAUGCAGGUCUUGGAGUUGAAGUAACAGUAAUCUCUUGAGAGUCAUUCUGUUUAGCUGCCUUGUUCCAGUUGUCUGCCGGUUAUGCCGGUGGUGUUGUCGCUGGAGGAAAGGAUUAGCCAGGCCUUAGGGCUUAGUGUAAAUAGCCCUCUCUCCAUGUUGGAGAGAUCAUUCCCACAAAUCCCAAGCGGGAGAAUUCCUGAGGAAAAUAAACACCUUAAAUCACCACAUUAACUGUUUUUGGCUUGUGAUCUGGUGACCUCAACAAGGGAUUUUCAAACUCAUUUUUCAAUCUGUUCUCUUUGGAUGAUAAUCUAAUGUUCUUAGAGCCGGUUUCACCACACUUCACAGAGACUGAAAAACAAGCCAUGUGCCAGGAUGAAGAGUUGACGAGUGAGGUUGCCCUCUCGCAGUGACGCUACGAUCGGGCACUAUGAGGCUGGCCGCACUGCUUCUCUUGCUGUUGGGCUCUUCAUAUGGAGUGGUCACCCAGGUGUCCCUUCUUGAUGCAGGAGCAGAGGAGGAAGCAGAACAAGGCAGUGGUGUAGAGCCAGAGAUUGUGGCCGAUACCUACUGGUCAGGCACUGCUCCGGUGUGUGUGGGAGGAUGUAAGGGAAGACAUCGCGAGCUGAAGAGGGAUCCCUGUGGCAACUCCGACUGCUGCUGGUUUGGAUACAAAUCUUUCUGCCGAGUAAACUGUGGUCAGCCUGAUGUGGACGUGAAUGGCUUUGUCUAUGGGAAUGACUGGUGGGUGGACUCUGUGGUGCGGUACGUCUGCCGACCUGGCUUCAUGCUCAUCGGUGACCCUGCACGGGCCUGCCAGUCAAACGGGAAGUGGACGGCCAAACCCUCCUGCCUCAGGGUUUGUAGGCGCGGGCGGGUGGAGGUGAGUGAGCGGGAGCUGGACGGGACCUGCACCUCCUCCUGCGCCACCAAGUCCUACGAGGGCGAGCCCAAGCGAGGCUGCAGCCGCAUCACCGACUGCCAGAAGAAGGAGUCGGGCUGGAAGCGCUGGUUCACCGGCUGUGACACCUGCCAGUGCGACUGCUUCAUCUCCUGUGGUGCGUUUCGGUGUACUCACCCACAUUUGUUGGGUCUAGCUUUCCACUACUGUUGGACAGAAUCUGCCAGUAGGUGUGAUCAGCAUCGUUUCCAGCCACACCGUUCACUUUCUCAAGGUAAUACCCGUAGUCAUUAUUGUAUGUCACAUUGUACCUAUGAACAAAAACAAAGGGACAGACGGGAGAUUUAACCAAACCAGGGUACACCUGCAUUCAGCAUGAUGCAAUAUCAUAGUAAUAGAUAGCGUUAGAUUUCAUUACAGUAGGCUACAUUUUGGCAUUCAGUGAACAAAGAGAAACUUUUUUUGUUAUCUUGUUUAUUAAGGUCAUGACUUGUCUAAUCCCGUCCUGAAUUCUAGACCAUGUCUUGUCUCGACUUACUUGAAGUCCUGGUUACAUUCCGUUAGCCUUUUCAUAGCACCCAGGAGAAUACCACCUGGCCUCAUCAAGGUUUUAUAAUUCCCCUGUACAUGUUCAUUGCUGAUCUUGUCUUGGACAGUGAUAUGGAUUUCUACAUCCGGGUAUUGCUCUAAAAGAAAAAAAAGUCAUCAUAAUAAUAUAUGGUUAGUGUGUAGGAAAUAAUGUUAUGUGAAGUUAAAUCAUUGUUUCCAUUUAAAUUCAGUACCAUAGUGUCAAUGUUAAGUGGAAUACUGAGUGCCAAGACAAUUGACUGCUCAAAAUAUUUUAUUUUUGUAAUGUAACUGUAUUUUACGGAGCCCCCGAAGGACCAUAGUGGGAAUUAUUAUUUUUUAGAGGUCCCUUUUGUGUUCCUUGCAAUACUUUUGCAUUCCCUUCACAAUAUGUUUUGCGUUCCCUCCCUUACAAUACUUUUGCGUUCCCUCGCAACACAUUUUGCGUUCCCUCGCAAACGUUUGCACUCCCUCACAAAGUCAAUGGUAUUUGGUGGGAACACAAGUAUUGCGAGAGAACGCAAAGGGGGCUCUAACAAUAAAUUCCCACAGAUAAUUCCCUCCAUGGUCCUUCAGGAGUAUCACCAUGAACGUGUUUGUUAUUUUAUGCCAGUAUUGCAUGUGUAAGGACAUAAAAUUGCUUUUUCAAGAUGCAAGCCCAAACCUUUUCAAGAAUACAGUUAUAUUUCAAAUAAAUUCAUAAACAGAUACAAUUCCAUGACCCCCGACACCUGGUAAUGUAUUGGGCUUUUAUGAGAAGUAUUUCUACCACAAGCUUUCACUCACCAGCUGUAAUCUGGAGCCCCAGAAGCUGCACCAGAGCUGUGAAGCAGAGAACAGUGAAGAGUCUCAGAGCCAUCCUGUUUAUCAAUAGUCUUUACUGGUGCUGGUUCUUUUACUUGCAGCUGUAUUCCAGCGUUUCCCCUGUAGCAAAAGAUCCCAAAUAUCUAGGGCGUACUCUUGGUGUCUGCUGCCUUAUAUACACAUUCGUAAUCAACACAAUGACUUAGCAAUCUGUCCUUAUGACAAUGUCAGAACCAGGCCCUUUUUAUCAACUUCAGUGUUGUUUGCUUGAUUCUGACAAGCUUAAUCUUUAAUCUUAAACAAAUGUACAUUUUAAAAAUAAACAUUUUACU